Molecule: messenger RNA, 2818 nt
Organism: Gloeophyllum trabeum ATCC 11539
Lineage: Eukaryota; Fungi; Basidiomycota; Agaricomycetes; Gloeophyllales; Gloeophyllaceae
Exons: 9
Coding region: 1-2634 (877 amino acids)
Biological process (GO): histone mRNA catabolic process; nuclear polyadenylation-dependent snRNA catabolic process; nuclear polyadenylation-dependent antisense transcript catabolic process
Cellular component (GO): nucleolus; nuclear exosome (RNase complex)
Molecular function (GO): nucleic acid binding; 3'-5'-RNA exonuclease activity; nucleotide binding
Source: RefSeq, a predicted model, not a curated record
AUGGCGUCGACAUCAAAAGCUACUCUAUCUUCAUCGGCUUUCGACGAAUACAAUCUACAACUGCAGGCAACGGCGCUGAAAGCUACGAAACUCGCCGCCGCACUCCCGUCCGACGUCUCUUUCCACCGAUCCAUAGACUCAGAGUUUGCAAACGACUUGGAUAUCUGCUCGGCAAAAGUACUAUCUCUCACCAAUGCCCUGCUCAAUAUGGCCUCAUAUGGGGAGAGCUCAAAAGCUGGGGGAUCACGGGGGAAGGGCAAGCUAAAGUUGGAGAGCCAGGACGAUGUGGUGGACAGCUUCGACUCGCUAGUGGUGGACGCUAUGGACCACCUGCUUGAACGUGCUGACAUGAGCCUGGACCAAUAUUUGGGUCGUAUCAAAGCGCCAGCUAUUGCAGUGAACGCUCCCAAGCCUACAGCCCAGAAGGUACAGACACACGGAGUAACUUUCUGGAUUGUCCUAACAUAUGUAACCCUUCAGAAACCGAAUGCGCCUCGUGGACGGCUUGACCCCACAUUACAGCACGCGUCGCACCUCCCUAAGCCGCAGCUGAAGUUCAGACCGCCACCGUCAAAUGUCAACGGAGAUGUUUGGCGUCCCCGGCUGAAGCACAAGUACAACGCGCAAGUUCCCCUUGGCUACGUGUUCCGCGACGAGUCCGAGCCCGACGCCGCGCCCUCCCUGCACCCCUACCACUAUGAAAUCACCCACCUCUCCUAUCCACCCCAUGAGCUCACCCCUACCGAAUCACCGGUGCCCCCUUCGUCGUUCGAUGAUACCCCAUUCACCUACGUGUCUACCGCGGAACAGUUCCAGGCCAUGCUGGCGAAGCUCUCGGAUAGACGGAAGGUAAAAGAGAUUGCAGUGGACUUGGAGUAUCAUAACUACAGGAGCUUUGCUGGGUUCGUGUGUCUGAUGCAGAUCAGCACGCGGGAGGAAGACUUUGUGGUGGACUGCCUCGAGCCCAGUAUAAGAGAAGAGAUGGAGUCGCUGAAUGAAGUCUUCACCGAUGCGCAGGUAGUCAAAGUAUUCCACGGCGCCGAAAGCGACAUUAUCUGGCUCCAGCAGAACUUCAACGUCUACGUCGUCAACCUCUUCGACACCUUCCACGCGUCGAAGGUACUAGACUUCCCGCGGCAUGGUCUUGCCAGCCUGCUCGAGAUGUACUGUGACUUCAUCCCGGACAAGCGGUAUCAGCUCGCGGACUGGCGCAUCCGCCCGCUCCCGCAGGAGAUGCUCGCUUAUGCGCGCUCAGACACGCACUACCUGCUCUUCAUCUACGACAACCUGCGCAACGCGCUCCUCGACCGCUCGCAGUCUGCUGCAAAUUCUCGGGCGCCGUCUCCCUCUGGCUCCCCGCCGCCUGCGAGAGACGCGUUCCUGCGCGAGGUGCUGCGCCGCUCGGAGGAGACGUCCCUGAGAUUGUACGAGAGCGAGGUGUACGACCAGGAAGAGGGGAGCGGGCCGGGCGGGUGGGACACGCUCGCGCGGAAGUGGAACAAGGUCGGCUUGAGCAGGGACGCCUGGAUAAGCAGCAGCGACGGCCUCGGGAGCAGCGUUGAGCGGAUGAAGAGGGGGGUGUACAGGUUUGUGCAUGGCUGGCGGGACCGCGUGGCGCGGGAGGAGGAUGAGAGUACGAGAUAUGUCCUUCCGAAUCACUAUAUCUUUCAGCUCGCGGAGAAGCCCCCGGCGGAUAUGGCGGCUCUCUUGGGCUCCUUCCAGCCUGUCCCGCCGGUAAUUCGGCGGAGAGCGAAGGAACUUUUGGACGGUAUCAAGGAAGUCGUGAAGGAGGCGCUCGGCACGUCAGCCGCGAAACCUGCAGCAGUAGUCACAGCAGAUGAGUCUGGGGCCACUGCAAGUGCGAAACGUGACGAGGACGAUAAGAUGGUAGGCAUCGAGGAAACCACUGCUCCUGAACCCUCACAAGCUGGGCCCUCCAGGCUAUGGUCAACAACUCCCACCUCGAGCGUCAAUAAAGCGGCGUCGUCUUCGUUGUUUGGCACAGCUUCAGCACCGUCUAUGGUUGUAUCUGCUCGGUAUGCGGCUGCUCGGAGCUCCUUGUUUGGCACAAACAAUAGUACACCAGCAUCUAACACUGGACCUGCUGCCUUACGUGAUCGGUUCCUCGAAGUCGUAUCUCGCAUCCACAGCACGCUAUCGAUAGCACCUUCCGUACCCACCACCUUGGUGAAUGAUGAUAAGCAAGAGGUGUCCGACCCUGCCCCAGCGGCAGCCUCAGAACCUACACCUUCAGUCACAGGCCAGCCAGCGGAGAUACCAUUCGUCCCACCCUCGCAAUGCCAAUCCAAACCAUCCACAGGGAUUGAAGACGACACAAUCGUCGUGGUGGGACAAGCGCGGCAGAAGAAACGCAAGCGGUCGGACAAGCCGAAGAAGGAGAAGGCCAAGGCUGCGGAGGGCGAGGCGGACGCUGAGGUGGAGCCCUUCGAUUAUUCCACGGUGUCGAAUAUCUUGGACGACGCGCCUGAGCCUGAGCCUGAUGUGAGGGAGCCGGCAGGGAAGAAAAAGAGGAAGCAAAAAGGUGAACCAGCGUAUACGUAUGGGAAUUUCCCUGCGCCUCCAAGAGCCCAUCGGGAAGUGAAGAACGGAAAUCAGUCCCUGACAUUCAAGUAGACGGGGCAAUACAUAUUCAUCUUCACUGGCAGUGAUAUAGGACAACAUCUGUAACCAGAUACUCUUAUUAUACGAUGAGGCUGCAUGCAGGCGACUUGCGAUCUUGCCAUGAAUACCGCAUGCAUUAUUGAAACCUGCCCUUUAUAAUACAGAAACUAAGGUGUAUAUGCUACAGAUCGUUCAU